This is a messenger RNA of Babesia ovata, 2637 nucleotides long. RefSeq lists its product as uncharacterized. The transcript is spliced from 7 exons. Bases 1 to 2637 code for a protein of 878 amino acids. NCBI's taxonomy places the organism in Eukaryota, Apicomplexa, Aconoidasida, Piroplasmida, Babesiidae. Gene Ontology annotation, cellular component: endolysosome membrane; late endosome. The record is from RefSeq and is a predicted model, not a curated record. Gene Ontology annotation, biological process: endosomal transport; regulation of autophagosome maturation; endosome to lysosome transport.
AUGCACACCGGCGGCGACGUCAGCAGUUGGACUGCCUCGCUGCUCAAGACCAUUAGCGGAAUACUUAACCAAACUACCAUCAAGUUCUUCUGCCAGGAGGGGAAUGACACGUUUCCGCUUCUGGACGAGGCUGUGAAGUUACUCUCCAGCAGCGACAGCAUGAAGCGCGCGCACGCAAUGACCAUCAUGCUCAACAUAUUGCGACUGAACGACCCAUCUGUUACGCGAUAUCUGCUGGACAAAUCGCAUAUACUGACCCAAUUGGCCUUGUACCUGAGAUACAGCUGGCGGCGGCUCAACAGACAUGUGAAGAACGCCACGUUCGCGACGAUCGGCCAGACCGAAUCCAUCCUACUCACACAAUGCGACGAUGUUUUCCAGUUCCUUUUGGACAUAAUGGACCUCGGGAACACCGACAUCAACGAGGCUCUUCUUCGACGGUUGUUCACCACAUGCUUCUUUCCGCUUUGGUGCUCACUGUUGCGUGGACGCGAAGCCGACGUCUCGCUGCUGGAUGUUGUAGACGUCCCCAAAGUGCCACAAUGCGGCUUCUACAGGUCCGCAUACCAACACGUGCUUACACAGAAUGGACUUCUGGGAGUCUAUGCCACCAACAAAAGUGACCUGUUCGCCGGCACCGUCAUGCGUCUUGAAGCGGACGGGGAGGCAGUGGACAAAUCGGGUGCCUCCGAUGGCGAUAACAAAUCGCAGGGCGGCGAGUCAGCAUCCUCCACGUCGACGCCAAGGUCCAUGGCGGAUUUCCAGAACCUGAACAUCCCAGCGGUGUUGCUGGCGAACGAGCUGCUACCAAACGUGGCUUACUACCUUCUGGUAACCCAUUUGGCGUCAGCGAGGAGGGACGACGUGCGCCGAUACUUUCUGUUGCUAACGUUGUGCCCGUUCAUCCCACGGGACGUCAUGGAGCAUAUCGCGCUUUUCAACGUCACCAACAGCAACGGGGACAAAGCCGCCGAAGCCUCAGGGGAUGACAAGACGGCGGACGACAAUGCGGCGAUGGUGUUCAACAGCAUCAACGCAUGGGAGCGGCACGUCUACGGCCCUCAUUCCGUCCAUCUGCGCGAGGGGAGUAAUAAGAAGGAUUGGAGUAUCCCAGACAACUACGUUCCGAACAUGGUGAUGGGCGAAUUCGUGCGCAUCGGCAUCUGCUGCGUGGCCAAGAACGACAGCCGGCUGUCGAUGCUGAUGGCCCUGAUUCACAGCCUGCAGAAUUCGUUCAUGAAGCAGGCGCCCAACCCCGAGAUUGCGGACGAUUUACCAUUCGAACAAUUUAUCGCCGUUCCGAGCACCUCCCAGGGGCUGCACAUAGUGGUCCAGGGGAUCAACUCCGUCGCCAAGCAUCUCAGCUGCCCGACGUUGCGGAUCCAGACGCUCAGCGUCGCGCUCUCCAUUGCAAUAAACAGCAUCGACAUCAUCAACAUGUACAACCGGCGUGAGAUCAUGUCGAUGGUGGAAGAGAUCCGGUUCCACCUGGACACGGGGUUCAACGAGCUGGUGCUGCUGAUCAACAGCGAGCUCGAGCACUGCACCCCACUCCACAUUUCGAUAUUCUACGACGAGUGGCUGCGGAUGGAGGCUGGCAUAACGCGGCGAGUGGACAUUCUGGAGUAUCCGCAUAUUCUGCUCGAUCCCGACCGCAGCGGGUCGCUGAGGCGCAGGCUAAGAAGGAGUGACAAGACAUUCAAUAGGUCGACGUCAGAGCCUCCAAUAGCUGUAAGCACCAAAGGCGGCGCGUCCCAGUCAAAGGAGUACAUGACGGCAGCAGGAGCCGUUAGGAGUAUAUACCCGGACGUGCUCAACGAAGUCAUCACCCCUCGCACGCCUAUUGGCAUGUGGCUCUUCGGGGACUGGCACGACCGCAAAUCCGCGGCCGAACGCCAACCGAACCACCAUAACAAGCAGGACGCCAUCGCAGAGUCGCGACUGGUCAGGGCUCAGAAGUAUGACACCUGGGAGGUGAUGCUGGAGCCGCUGCAACUGUACCGCCGGCACCUGCAGGUCGCCUGCCUUGUCAAGGACACGCUGGAAGAACUCGGAUCUACUGUUCUGACGCGAGGAAGGACGACACUUCCGGCCAAGUGGCGGCGAAGUACCGCGUACGACCGGUGCCCGCUGCUAAAGGAGGAGCAAAUCGCAAUAAACGGCACCCCCGUCACUCUCGGCGCCCUCAUCUCCCUCGAUAAGGUGCGCAAGUAUCCUUGUGUCAUGGUCCUCGAGGCGGAGAAAAAGCGCCGGUUCGUUGUAUGCAACGACGCCUUCUUCCUGCUGGUGCGCGAAAAGCCGCACACCUCUCUAUACGAAGCAACAUGUAUCCACCCGCUUUGGAACGUGGAGAUAAGGAAGUUUGACGUGGCGUCACGCACGUGCUCAGUUGUCAUCAUGUGGUACCCCGAGUCCAAGGAAUCGCCCCGGGAGGGCCACUCGUACUGCGAGCCGCUGCGCGCCUACAGCGUAACCGCCUUCGACAUAGUGUUCAACACCGAGGAGGACACGGUGGAAUACGCAAGGAGGUUCAACAUUGCAAUGGCGCAGUUGACGGCAGCGUGUUCGUCUGCGAUACGCAACUACCUCGUGCCAUGCAACCAGGCCACGAAUAAACCCAUGACAUCUCUACAUUAA